This is a messenger RNA of Aspergillus welwitschiae, 4725 nucleotides long. Its product is annotated as pleiotropic drug resistance family ABC transporter. The record is from RefSeq and is a predicted model, not a curated record. The transcript has 5 exons. Gene Ontology annotation, molecular function: ABC-type transporter activity; ATP hydrolysis activity; ATP binding. Bases 59 to 4537 code for a protein of 1492 amino acids. Gene Ontology annotation, biological process: transmembrane transport. Gene Ontology annotation, cellular component: membrane. NCBI's taxonomy places the organism in Eukaryota, Fungi, Ascomycota, Eurotiomycetes, Eurotiales, Aspergillaceae.
GUUUACAAUUCUAGUGACCUACUAUGCAUUGCGUAACCUCAGAUUGGUGACAAUUGUUAUGGCCAGUCAGCCAGCCCCUCCUGCGCCCUUUGGGACCCGGGCUAUCACCGCUGCGCUGGGCUCGGAGCUGGAAAGUUCAAUGCGCGCGGCCAUCACCUCUGGGGGAAAGACGGAGAGCUCAGAUUCCGCUUGCAUAGAAUCGGAAGACAGUAUCAGACGGGAAGAUCAGGAGGCAAUAACCACCCUGGCGCGCAGCCUUUCACAGUUAUCCAGUAAAAGCAGCACCGGCGAGGGGACGAAUACCUUCCUUGAUCCUACUAGCGACCCGGAGCUGGACCCCAAUUCGGAUCAGUUCAACUCGCGGAAAUGGACGAAGAACUUACUCAGAAUCACCUCGCGUGAUCCAGAUCGCUAUCCUCGCCGCACGGCCGGCGUCUCCUUUCGCAACUUGAACGUCUUCGGCUACGGAACUGCAGCUGAUUACCAGACAAAUGUCGCAAACAUGUGGCUGAAAGGAUUCGGUUGGCUUCGAGAAAAGCUCGGUUGUGGGAAGAAAGUCAGAAUUGAUAUUCUUCGCAACUUCGAGGGAUUCGUUCACAGCGGCGAGCUGCUGGUAGUACUUGGCCGCCCUGGAAGUGGUUGCUCGACCUUUCUCAAGACCAUUGCAGGCGAGACUCACGGCUUAUGGCUCGACCAUGGAACAGAUAUUCAAUAUCAGGGUAUAUCUUGGGAUGAGAUGCAUAGCCGUUUCCGAGGUGAAGUCAUAUACCAAGCGGAAACCGAAAUUCACUUCCCUCAACUCUCAGUAGGCGAUACGUUGCACUUUGCAGCACAUGCUCGUACACCAUCCAACAGAUUUCCGGGUGUGACUAGAGAGCAGUACGCAACCCAUAUGCGCGAUGUUGUCAUGGCAAUGUUGGGUCUGAGCCAUACCAUAAACACGCGUGUGGGUAAUGAAUAUAUCCGAGGUGUGUCCGGAGGGGAAAGGAAGCGUGUCAGUAUAGCUGAGACCAUAUUGUGCGGGUGUCCUUUGCAAUGUUGGGACAACAGUACGCGCGGCCUGGAUAGCUCAACGGCUUUGGAGUUCGUCCGUAAGUUACGGCUUUCCACGGACUAUACAGGGUCUACCGCAAUUGUGGCAAUCUACCAAGCUAGUCAAGCUAUCUAUGAUAUAUUUGACAAGGUCAUUAUUCUCUACGAAGGCCGGCAAAUAUACUUCGGGCGCUCCGGGGAUGCCAGACAGUUCUUCAUCGAAAUGGGAUUUGAUUGCCCAGACCGACAAACCACUGCCGAUUUCUUAACUUCCUUGACCAGUCCAACGGAAAGAAAGGUUCGUGGAGGUUAUGAGCGCUUGGUGCCUCGUACCCCUGAUGAGUUUGCUGCUCGAUGGAGAGACAGCGCUGAGAGAAAGCAGCUGCUCGCUGACAUUGAGGCUUUUCAGCACGAGUUCCCGUUAGGAGGAGAAAAAUUGACAGAAUUCAACCGCUCUCGUGCGGCCGAAAAGGCUAAAAGGACACGGGCAAGAUCACCCUACACGCUAUCGUACCCUAUGCAAGUUCGACUGUGCCUUCGCAGAGGGUUUCAGCGUCUCAAGGGUGAUAUGAGUAUGACCUUGGCUGGUGUUAUCGGCAAUAGUGUCAUGGCCUUGGUUAUCUCUAGCGUGUUCUACAACCUUGGGCCUACGACAGAUAGUUUCUUCCAACGAGGAGCCCUGAUUUUCUUUGGAAUAUUGUUGAACGGAUUCGCAAGUGCGCUCGAGAUCCUUACUCUAUGGCAGCAACGACCGAUAGUAGAGAAGCAUGAUAAGUACGCUCUCUAUCAUCCAUCGGCAGAGGCAAUCAGUUCCAUGAUUGUUGAUCUUCCUUCGAAAGCAAUCGUCUCAGUGGUAUUCAAUCUAUUCCUUUAUUUCAUGUCCAAUUUACGCCGUACCCCUGGACACUUCUUUGUGUUCUACUUAUUCUCCGUGACAACUACUUUGACCAUGUCCAACAUCUUCCGUUGGACAGGAGCGAUUUCGCGAUCUAUGGCCCAGGCGAUGGUACCUUCUUCGAUCUUCAUGCUGAUUCUCGUGAUAUACACGGGUUUUACGAUCCCGGUCCGCAAUAUGCAUCCCUGGUUCCGAUGGUUGAACUACUUGGACCCAAUAGCUUAUGCUUUCGAGUCUCUCAUGAUCAACGAAUUUAGUGAGCGUCGUUUCCCGUGUGCAGUUUAUGUACCUUCGGGGCCAGGCUACGAAGAUGCUCCUAUUAGCUCCAAGAUCUGCAGCCAGAAUGGUGCAGUGGCCGGUCAAGACUACAUUGAUGGCGACAGAUACCUGAAUGUUUCUUUUCAAUACUACCGAUCUCACCUUUGGCGCAACUAUGGCAUUCUAUUGGGUUUUAUGUUCUUCUCCCUCGCACUUUACAUCAUCAGCAGUGAACUGGUCCGCGCGAAGCCUUCGAAAGGCGAAAUUCUGGUCUUUCCUCGCGGGAAGAUUCCUGCAUUUGCAAGACGGAUCCCUGGUGACGGGGAUGUGGAAAGCUGUCCAGCCUCGGAGAAGUACGCCGUCGAUGGUGAAGAGCCUGACCAUACAGCCGCCAUUGUCAAACAAACAUCCAUCUUUCACUGGCAAGAUGUCUGCUACGAUAUCAAGGUCAAGGGGCAGCCACGCAGGAUCCUUGAUCAUGUGGAUGGAUGGGUUAAACCAGGCACCUUGACUGCCUUGAUGGGUGUAACUGGAGCCGGGAAGACAUCUCUCCUCGAUGUAUUAGCCAACCGGGUGACCAUGGGCGUGGUUACUGGCGAUAUGUUAAUUGACGGGAGGAUGCGGGAUGAUUCCUUUCAGAGGAAAACUGGUUAUGUCCAACAGCAAGAUUUGCACUUGGAAACAACCACGGUGCGGGAAGCCCUCAUAUUCAGCGCACUUCUUCGUCAGCCAGCUACUACACCGCGAAAGGAAAAGCUCGCGUACGUGGAAGAGGUGAUCAAAAUGCUGAACAUGGAAGCUUACGCAGAAGCCAUUGUCGGCGUUUUGGGUGAGGGCUUGAACGUUGAGCAGAGGAAAAGAUUGACCAUCGGAGUAGAAAUCGCAGCCAAGCCCGACCUACUUCUAUUUUUCGACGAGCCCACUUCAGGACUCGACAGUCAAACUGCAUGGUCUAUCUGCUCCCUUAUGCGAAAGCUAGCAGAUCAUGGACAAGCAAUCCUAUGUACCAUUCAUCAACCAUCAGCAAUCCUAAUGCAGCAGUUCGAUCGGCUGCUAUUCCUAGCAAAGGGCGGCAAGACGGUGUACUUUGGAGAGCUUGGACCGAACAUGGAGACCUUAAUAAAAUACUUCGAGGGGAAAGGCUCUUCAAAAUGUCCCCCGAACGCUAACCCUGCCGAGUGGAUGUUGGAAGUAAUUGAAGCUGCCCCAGGAUCCCAUGCUGACCGAGAUUGGACAGAGAUGUGGAAUCAAAGUCCUGAGCGCACUCAGGUACGUCUAGACCUUGCCGAGAUGAAGCAAGAACUACUGCAGCGGCCACCACCUCCUCGGAUGGUGGGAUAUGGAGCGUUUGCCAUGCCUCUUUGGGCGCAAUUUGCCCUUUGUCUGCAGCGGAUGUUCCAACAAUAUUGGCGUAGUCCUUCAUACAUCUACUCAAAGGCUGUCAUGUGUGUUAUACCACCGAUAUUUAUUGGCUUCACGUUUUGGCGAGAGCCGAACAGUCUUCAAGGGUUACAGAACCAGAUGUUCGCCAUUUUCAUGCUGUUGAUCAUCUUUCCCAACUUGGUGCAACAGAUGAUGCCAUACUUCGCAAGACAGCGAGCUCUGUAUGAAGUUCGAGAAAGGCCCUCCAAAACGUAUUCUUGGGUAGCUUUCAUAUUAGCCAGCGUUCUGGUCGAGUUGCCCUGGAACAUACUCAUGGCUGUUCCGGCGUACUUCUGCUGGUACUAUCCAAUCGGCCUCUAUCGCAACGCCAUUCCAACGCAUACGGUCACCGAAAGAGGUGGCACCAUGUUUCUUCUCGUUCUAAUCUUUAUGGUGUUUACCUCAACAUUCAGUUCUAUGGUCAUCGCAGGCAUUGAACAGCCAGAUACAGGUAGCAACAUCGCCCAACUUCUGUUCUCGUUCUCGUUCUGCCUGAUCUUUAAUGGCGUCCUGGCCACCCCGUCUGCCCUUCCUCGCUUUUGGAUUUUCAUGUACCGGGUUUCACCCUUCACCUAUCUGGUAUCCUCCGUCUUAAGUGUGGGCAUCGCAGGAAAUGACGUUGAGUGCUCCGAUAUUGAGCUGCUGCAUAUCCCACCUCCAACGGGACAAAACUGCUCCGGUUACCUAGACGAAUAUGUUCGCAACUACCAAGCAACCCUACUCAAUCCCGAAGAUACCACCGAACGCCUUGUGUGCUCGAUCUCGAAGACCGAUCAGUAUCUGAGCGCACUGAGCAUGAGCUACUCGGACCGGUGGCGUAAUGUGGGUAUUCUCUUCGCGUUCAUUGUGUUCAACGCUAUCGCAGCCGUUUUCUUGUACUGGCUGGUGCGAGUGCCGAAGAAGAAAUCGGUCAAGGAGAAGGAAGAGUAGGCUGGAAGGACAGGAAAGAUAGAUGGAGAAGCCUAGAUUGGCAUGGCAGAGGCUAGAUCAUCUUCUUACAAAGUAGAGUAGAUAUGGGGGUAUUUGGCUUGCAUAGUUACUAGUCUUAGCUCCUUCGUAUGUCGGAUAGUCAUCGCUAGUCUACAGGCCAUGGUCUUUACAUCUAAUAUGAAUGCCAC